AUGUCCAAAUUCGCUGCUCUUUUGCUAUUGCCAUUGGUCUACGCCUUUCCAGCUCAGAACGCCCACGAUGAUCUGCUAGUACAUACUAGUUUAUUUUCCGUGCAAGGUGUGCCAUGGCCAAACACGACAGACAUUCGUUUCUUUGGUGGAAUACCCUAUGCUGAGCCGCCGGUGGGAGCAGCACGUUUCCGACCUCCCAUCACAAAACGCCCCACGAACCAAACUAUUGACGCAUCGUGGUUUGGACCAUCGUGUAUCCAGUACAACAAUGGUCAGAAGACAGUGUAUUCAGAGUACCUGAAGGGGUUUCUUCUCACUCCUGGCCAGCAGCAGAGCGAAGAUUGCCUAACGUUGAACAUCUGGGCUCCGAGAGAAAGCCAUGUUUCAGAGCCGCUGCCGGUCAUGAUAUGGAUUCAUGGCGGUGGAUUUACUUCGGGGGGAGCUGCGAGUCCCUACAAGUAUGGGGAUCGACUUGCAAAGGAUCAGAACGUAGUCGUGGUGGCUCUCAAUUACCGACUAAACAUCUUUGGCUAUCCAAAUGCCGCUGCCCUAGAUGGAACAUACCUCAAUCCUGGUUUGAUGGAUCAUCGCAAGGCCGUUGAGUGGCUCUACAAUCACAUCAAUGCUUUCGGCGGAGAUCCGGAGCGUAUGAUAUUGUUUGGACAUGGAAUGGCUGUGGACAAGUACGCAUAUGCAUAUCCCGAAGACCCUAUCGUCGCAGGCUUCAUUGCCCAAUCUGGUACUGUAUCUGGUGGAAACUCAGACGACGCGACGAACUCAAACUUUACAUAUGUCGCCUCGCAAAUAGGUUGCGGAUCGUCCGACAAAGACAAGGAGUUCACUUGCAUGCAGAACGCAAAUGCAAGUGUCAUCAUUGAAGUCUACAACAAGUACAACACAUCCGCAAAUGGCGGAAGAUCACUAUCAUUCAGUCCAGCACCAGACGAGCUCACGAACUUUUCCAACUAUACUGACCGCCAGAUCCGCGGGCAAUUCGCAAAAGUGCCUACCAUCUUGUCACAAGUGGACAAUGAAGGAUCUUCUUUAUUGCCCUUCGUUCCGACCGGACCCAAUCAGACCGCCGUAGACGCAUUCACACGCAGCAUCGCAACAUGUCCAGGCGCAGAAGGAGCUCUCGCCCGAAAGAACUUCAAAGUGCCCGUCUGGCGCGCUCGUUACUUUGGAGAAUGGUCAAACCUCAACCCUUUCCCAUGGCUUCGCGCCUACCACUCAUCUGAUAUCCCAAUGGUCUUCGGGACUUCAGACCUGCUCGCGCCCAACACGCCGACCGAAGCUGAGACGUCAAAAUACAUGCAGAGCGCGUGGGCUACUUUUGCAAGGGACCCGGAGCAUGGGCUCAGGUGGCCGACCUAUGAUCCAGAAACCGAUACGCUGGUAAAGCUGGGAUUCGAAAAUAAUACACAGGCAGUACUGGGGCGUGGAAACGAGUUUGAUGGACUGUGUUAG
Parastagonospora nodorum SN15 is the source of this 1467-nucleotide messenger RNA. RefSeq lists its product as hypothetical. The record is from RefSeq and is a predicted model, not a curated record. Bases 1 to 1467 code for a protein of 488 amino acids. NCBI's taxonomy places the organism in Eukaryota, Fungi, Ascomycota, Dothideomycetes, Pleosporales, Phaeosphaeriaceae. The transcript has 4 exons.